AUGACGGACUUGGCUAGUAUUCGCUGGGGUAUCAUCACCACUGGCCUAAUAUCUUCCUGGUUUGUCGAGGAUCUACUUCUUACUCAAACUGAUGCAAAAGUCAACCAUAUUGUUCAUGCCAUUGGUGCAUCUACCCUCGAAAAAGGACAAAAGUUUGCAGCGCAAUACUGUCCGAUUCAGAACCCAACAAUCUACGACUCCUACGAAAAAGUCUACAGCGACCCAGAAGUAGAUGUCGUUUAUAUUGGCACACCUCACGGUCUGCACUAUGAAGAAUGUAUGAAAGCGAUCGCUGCGGGUAAAAACAUAUUGUGUGAGAAAGCCUUCACAAUGAACGCGAAGCAAGCGAGGGAGAUCUUCGAAGCCGCCGAGAAAAAGAACGUUUACAUCGCAGAAGCAAUGUGGCUUCGUCAUCGGCCAAUUUAUCUCAAGCUACGAGAGCUCAUACAUGAGAAUAAGAUCAUCGGGGACGUAACGCGAGUGUUCUCGGAUUUUGCCUCCGAAAUCGAUAUACCAUCUCUUCCACCGACAUCUCGAUAUCGAGACCUGGCACUCGGAGCCGGGUCGUUGUUAGACAUUGGAGUCUAUUCUUUGACCUGGUUAGCUAUGGCACUUGAAAAGAAUGGGAACAAUGUGGAAAUGCCCAAGAUCUUGGCUUCGCAAACCCAUGAAGAAGGCAUUGAAGUUGCCACGAGUGCGAUUCUUCAGUACCCCCGAGGAGCGCUGGGUAUCGCAAGCUGCACUACCAAGACCAAGGGGUCCCCUGGAAAGAUAUUUGCUGUGAUUCAUGGAACAAAGGGCCAUAUUGAGGUUUCGGGCAACGCACCAUCUUUCCCAGAAUCGUUUACUGUGUGGGAAAGGCAGGCCGAUCCCGGGACUGCGGAAAAGGUCUUGUUCGAUAAGGAGCAGUACAAGAACAAGACAUAUACGUUUCCAAAAGUGGGACGGGGCUUUAUCUGGGAGGCAGAUAACACUGCAUUGGAUGUUUUGGAGGGACGAAAGCAAAGUCAUUUUGUGCCCUGGGCGACCACUAUUCGGCUGCUUGAUAUUAUGGAUGAGAUUAGACGCCAGGGAGGAACUGUUUAUCCAGGGGAGUGA
Messenger RNA from Penicillium verhagenii, 1098 nucleotides. RefSeq names its product Gfo/Idh/MocA family protein. The record is from RefSeq and is a predicted model, not a curated record. NCBI's taxonomy places the organism in Eukaryota, Fungi, Ascomycota, Eurotiomycetes, Eurotiales, Aspergillaceae. The coding region runs from base 1 to 1098 and encodes 365 amino acids. The transcript is spliced from 2 exons. Gene Ontology annotation, molecular function: nucleotide binding.